GAAAAGUUCACUCGGGGCUCAUUUGAAGUGCGUGUGGUCGUCUGGCCGGCCGUGCGCGCUCCCGCGACCAGCGGCGUGCUCGUACUUCCUUGCAGGUCGGGGCGAGCCGCGUCGUCUCCAUAACGACCAGACCGCGGAAGUGCCCGGAUCAGCUUAGGAUCUCGAGAGUGAGCGAAGCGGGACGUUUUCUUUUUGGGUGCUUUCGUUCGCCUGUUAAAUAGUCCAUCGAAAUGUCGACGCGCGAGGAGGACCGAGUGGAGAAAGAGCAGAAGACGAAAGAGGAGAAGCUCAUCGGGAGUAAGAAGAGGAACAAGAAGAAGAAGAAGGAGGAGGCGGAGGAGGAGGAGAGGGAGAAAGCCGAGGAGGAGUACAAGCCGGAAGUGGAGCGCAGCGAGCGCGUGCUGCUGCGCGGCAUCUUCAAAGUGGGGAAGAGGAGCCACGACGUCCUGCUGACCGUCACCCGCCUGACCUGGAGCCCCAUCCUGCCCGAGAGCCCCGCAGGUGAGGCGUGCACAUCGCCGCCCGGUGUGCUGAUGCUGCGCGACGUUCUGGCGGUGAAGGUGAAGCGGCGGCGGGCGGUGGGACAGCGUUCCGGUGGGCCUGUGCUGGGCGUGGCCUUGUUCUACUGCAAGCGGAGGGGCCGCAGAUUGGAGGAGGACACGCUGCACCUUCACAAUGCGUCCUCGGAACACACGCACGCCUGGUACAACGGCUUGAAGGAGGUCCUUGCAGGUUUAAGCGGUCGUCCGAGGCGCGUCAAGGUGUUCAUUAACCCCUGCAGCCACAAGAAGGAGGCGGUUCACGUGUACCGAGAGCGCGUGGCGCCCCUCUUCAAGAUGGCCGACGUGCGCACGGACAUCACCGUGACGGAGAGGACGGGACACGCCCUGUCGGUGAUAAAGGAGCUGAAGCUGGACGACUUUGAUGGGGUGGUGUGCGUGGGCGGCGACGGUUCGGUGGCAGAAAUUUGCCACGCUCUGGUUCUGCGAGCCCAACUGGACGCCGGCUCUCCCGACGUUCCCGUCCCGGCGUCGCUUCCGCUGGGUGUCAUCCCGGCAGGUUCCACGGACGUGGUUUCCUGUUCCGUGCACGGAGUGAGGGAUGCGGUCACGGCCGCCAUGCACGUCAUCCUGGGUCACGUGCAGCGAGUGGACAUGUGCAGCCUGCGCCCCCCGGGCGGGCCGCCGCGCUUCGGCUUCUGCGCCAUGUUCGGCUUCGGCGGCCGCAGCCUGGCCCUGGCCGAGAAGAAGCGCUGGAUGCCGCCGGCGCGGCGCCGCGACUACGCGCUGCUCAAGACCCUGGCCCGCUUGAGGCCGGAGGACUGUCGGCUGUCUUUUCGCGCCGGCUGCGCAAACGACCGGGAUGAGCAUCGAGACAGAGACUCAGAGGGGACGGAGUCGUGGAGCAGCACGGAGGGCCUCUUCCUGAGCGUCGGCGUGAUGGCCAUCCCUUGCCUGAGUCCUCACGCGCCCCGAGGGCUGGCCCCCGACACCAAACUGGCCGACGGGAGCGCCACGUUGACCGCGGUGGGGGCCACGUCCAGGUCGGAGUUUGUCAAACACCUGAAGAGCUACGGCGCCCCCGGUGGCCAGGUGAGCCCGACUGGUGGGUUGACCCGCUUGUUCUUCCAGCUUCCGCCGUCGGGGCGGCGGAUUAGGCUCCUCCUGCACACUAACCCACUUUCCAAAGAGGCGGAUGACGCGUCUGUAUCUGUGUCAGCCAAUCAUGUGCCGCACCUUCCCCAAAAUGCUUCCGGGCAAUUCGUUUGGAUCGCCACCGAUGUGUUCGUGAACGGUCACGAAAGGAGUUUGGUGCGUGUGUGUGUGUGUGUGCGCGCGUGUCCCCAGUUGGACAUGUCCUUCGUGGAGACGCGCGCCGUGACGGCGGUGAAGCUCCGGGUCCGAGGGUCCAGCGGCCGCCCGGAGGACGGCGACGCCAGCUUCCCGUGGAACGUGGACGGAGAGCUGCUAGAGCUGCCCGACGAAGUGCUCAUCGGGGUCCACGGGCGACUCAUCGCCUUGUACGGCGAGGAGGUGGACGAGGCCGAGUCGCCGGCGUCCUGCGGCUGCAUCUGAGCGACGCGACCCUCCCGACAUCUGCCCCACAUCAGCCGACGGCAACUUGGAAUACAACAAGUUCGAGUUGACAUUGUUUCUUCUUCUCUGAGCGGCACGAGGGGAUCGAGCCUUGUCACAGAAAUGGCGUUGUCCGUUUUCAAUAGAAAAUAGCUUCGCACUUGAUUCAAAACACCACCCGGUCAGCAAAGGCAUCUGGCCCGCUUUCGGCAUGAAGCUGGCACAGCCGGCCUUGAGUCGGCACUGGCUUGACUCUGGCAAACAAGAUGAGGGCCAGUUGUGGAGUGAAGUACUUGGGCCACAAAUCAAUUUACAACUCCGACAACUGGCCAGCCAGUAUUGAGCCGCCCUUAAAUGCGGUUUCAUAUUUAUCUUUUCAACACACGGCCUUGUUUUACAAUUGCACACCGAUGCGGAAUUCCAUUCAUCUCACGCACACACGCGCGAGCGAGGUUCAAUCAGGCCCGCAGGAUCAUUUAAAAAUGAAAAAAAAAAUGCAUAAAAGGCAGAAUGAAUAUUUUGAAUAAGGUGCAAUUCAUUGAGUAUCCGCUAGGGACACAGUUUUGACCAGCGAAGAAGACAACAGCAGCCUCAGUCCGUCACUGAGCCAGACCCAUGACAGCAGACGCUAUCAAUAGCACUCUCACAUGAACACAUUUAAUUGCACUCUCCUUAGUUUGGAAGGUGUAGGCAGGGAUUACAUUUAGAUUUUAUAUGCACGUGUAAAUGGUUUUAAACUUACUUUCUUUAUAAAUAUGGUCUAAUCAUAACGUGCAUGACUAUAUUUUUCAAUACCAAUUACUUGUUAAAGUUUGUACAAUCAAUGGGAUCAGUUGCGAUGCAUUGAUGUGGAUGAUAAAAGUAAAUUGCACAUUUGUUGAAGGAAAUGUACGGUGCUUCAUGAAAUGUUAUGUAAAAGAUAAGUUCAUUCAAUUUCAACAUUUUCCAAAUGUUCUUGUGCUUCUUUACACCGAAACAAAGGAAAGACGUUGUUUUGGUUGUUUAUAGCAAAGUAUGGUGUCAAUUUAAUGGUCCGGCCCACUUGACAUCUACCGAGGCCGUAUGUGGCACCAUGUGAAGUGAGUUUGACACCAGUGAUGUACAGUAAGGCGUUUUUAGAUGAAAAAA
Molecule: messenger RNA, 3203 nt
Organism: Hippocampus zosterae (dwarf seahorse)
Lineage: Eukaryota; Metazoa; Chordata; Actinopteri; Syngnathiformes; Syngnathidae
Gene: cerkl
Product: ceramide kinase-like
Exons: 15
Coding region: 231-2075 (614 amino acids)
Molecular function (GO): kinase activity
Source: RefSeq, a predicted model, not a curated record